GCUACAACGACGUAACGCCUGAUCCUAUUGGCACUUUGUUUGCUAGAUUGCCCCAUGCUAUAAUUUCUGGCGACAUCGCCGACUGUUCGACCACACUCGUUCCAACCCCACCUCACCCCAAUCCUCGUCCCCGCGCGCGAAGCAAUGCACACAGGGAGAUGUCGACCGCAGCAUCCCAAACGAAGGAUGUCCGAACAGCACCAAUUCACUACCCGCUGUGGUUUGGCGGGAGUGCCAGUUGCUGCGCAGCCAUUGUGACGCACCCGUUGGAUCUGCCGCAGGUCCGCUUGCAAAUGCAGAGCCAUAAGGGCCCACGCAGAGGGAUGGUGGGCAUGUUCACACACGUCGUGAAGAGCGAAGGAGCGACGGGUCUCUAUCGUGGGCUAUCUGCCGCUCUUCUACGACAGAUCACAUACAGUACGACGCGCUUCGGCGUUUACGAGGAGCUCAAACAGACCUUUGACGACGGCGUGUCAAAACCUUCGAUCACUUCCCUGAUCGCAAUGUCUUCUGCGUCGGGUUUCUUGGGAGGCAUAGCUGGCACUCCAGCCGACAUCCUCAACGUGCGCAUGCAGAACGACGCCGCCCUUCCGCCGGAGCAGAGACGUAAUUACAAGCAUGCGAUCGAUGGCUUGGUGCGCAUGAUUCGCGAGGAGGGAAUCGGAAGCUUGGUUCGAGGCGUCUGGCCCAACAGUGCGCGCGCGGUACUCAUGACCGCGUCCCAAUUGGCAAGCUACGAUGUGUUCAAGAGCCAGAUUUUAGAGCGCACAAGCCUACAAGAUGGUCUCACAGUCCAUUUCACGGCAUCUCUGAUGGCCGGCUUCGUUGCAACAACAGUCUGCAGCCCGGUGGAUGUGAUCAAGACAAGAGUCAUGAGCGCGCACACGAAGGAGAGCAUAUGGAGUCUUGUGACGCGCAUUACAGCGAACGAGGGCAUGAUGUGGGCAUUCAAGGGCUGGGUGCCGAGCUUCAUUCGCCUUGGGCCGCACACGGUCGCGACCUUCCUGUUCUUGGAGCAGCACAAAAAAUUAUAUCGAAAGUUGAAGGGUGCGGACUGAAGUCCGGAACACGCCCCUAAAGAGCAUGACCAGGCGCGGAUAAAUUAGAGACAGGCAUAUAGAGUUCCAGUGCAAUGCAUAGAGAGCGUGGCGUUGAGGGAGCAAAGUGUUGUAUAUAGCUGCUGCUAUGAUUUCUGACACUCCCAAUUGAGAGAACAUCGC
Molecule: messenger RNA, 1220 nt
Organism: Cercospora beticola
Lineage: Eukaryota; Fungi; Ascomycota; Dothideomycetes; Mycosphaerellales; Mycosphaerellaceae
Source: RefSeq, a predicted model, not a curated record